AUGGGAAAUAAACCAGGAGUAAUGCGUGAGAAGCCGGUGCCCGCGCCGCAAAAAGUAGCCAACAAGAAACCUGUCCGAAGUCUCGACCACAUCAACAAAAUGCCAACUGUGAUCCCAAAGCGCCAAUGCAAGUUGCGAGUCCUCAAACAGUACCGAAUCCACGAUUGGCUUCUCCUCGAACAAGAGUACAUCAAACAAAGGGAUGCUCAACGACCACUCAAGGCGGUAAAGAAAUCGGAACGCAAAACAGUGAACAGCCUUCGGGGAGCGCCGAAUGUACUCGCGCGGAUUCACGAGAUGUUUCUUGAUGAAAAGCACGCUGUUGUGCAAGUAGAGGGCAGCAAGCGUGAGUGGUACGUGCCGAUUCUCUCCAUCGUUGACAAGGAUUUGUUGCGUCUAAAUGCGUUGGUGCUUGCAAAAGCUGGAGGAACGUUCAAGAACGUGCCUGUAGCCGUGGUUGGGGUGAUCGAUGAAAAAUUGAACACCAGCAUUAUGGGGCACAAGAUUGAGAAGGCUCCACCGGAGACGUAUGAUGAUAUUGGUGGUUGCGAAGAGCAGAUUCAAGAAAUCAAGGAGUCGGUCGAGCUGCCGCUUACACACCCCGAAUACUACGAGGAGAUGGGCAUCCAAGCACCCAAAGGUGUCAUUCUUUAUGGAGAACCGGGCACUGGAAAGACUCUCUUGGCCAAAGCCGUCGCUCAUCACACGAGUGCCACUUUCAUUCGUGCAACCGGCUCCGAACUCAUUCAAAAAGAAUCCGGGCAAGGCGCAAAGCUAGUCAGAGAUCUCUUCAAAGUGGCCAAAGAAUCGGCGCCGUCGAUCAUCUUUCUGGAUGAAAUUGAUGCAGUUGGAACAAAACGCUUUGACACAUCAUCUCGUGGUGAACAAGAAGUGCAACGAACUUUAUUGGAGCUGCUCAAUCAACUCGAUGGCUUUGAUAAUCGGGGAGACGUUAAGAUCAUCAUGGCAACGAAUCGAAUUGAGUCACUGGAUCCGGCGCUAAUUCGACCUGGGCGCAUCGAUCGUAAAAUCGAGUUCGCGAAGCCGGACGAGAAGACCCGACUGAUGAUUUUCAAGAUUCAUGCCGGCGCGAUGCAUCUGCACAAGGACGUGAAAUUAGAGGAGAUUCUCGCGCGAGAAAGGGAGCUCUCCGGGGCCGACAUUAAGGCAAUUUGUACCGAGGCUGGCAUGCUAGCACUUCGACAACAACGCAAAAUGGUGUGCAAGGAUGACUUUGAAAAGGCAAUCACAAACGUGCGUGGAAAGACGAAAUUCGGAAUGCCCGAAGAGUUCUUCGCU
Molecule: messenger RNA, 1299 nt
Organism: Mesorhabditis belari
Lineage: Eukaryota; Metazoa; Nematoda; Chromadorea; Rhabditida; Rhabditidae
Source: the annotation of a GenBank genome assembly